Molecule: messenger RNA, 1173 nt
Organism: Stylophora pistillata
Lineage: Eukaryota; Metazoa; Cnidaria; Anthozoa; Scleractinia; Pocilloporidae
Product: actin, cytoplasmic
Source: RefSeq, a predicted model, not a curated record
GGCAUCAUACGUUCUACAACGAACUACGAGUUGCUCCUGAAAAACACCCGGUUCUCCUCACAGAAGCUCCUGUGAACCCAAAAGCAAACAGGGAAAAAAGAUGACCCAGGUUGUUUUGCAGAUCAUGUUUGAGACUUUCAACACCCCAGCUAUGUAUGUAGCUAUCCAGGCUGUGUUGUCUUUGUAUGCCUCUGGUCGUACCACUGGUAUUGUUUUGGACAGUGGUGAUGGUGUCAGCCACACAGUGCCAUUUUAUGAAUGUUACGCCCUUCCCCAUGCCAUCCUUCGUCUUGACUUAGCAGGGAGAGAUCUGACUGACUACCUCAUGAAGAUCCUGACAGAGAAAGGCUACUCUUUUACAACCACUGCUGAGCGUGAAAUUGUGCGUGACAUCAAAGAAAAGCUGUGCUAUGUUGCCUUGGACUUUGAACAGGAGAUGCAGACUGCUGCCUCAAGCUCCAGCCUUGAGAAAAGCUACGAGCUCCCUGAUGGACAGGUGAUCACUAUUGGAAUUGAGCGAUUCCGCUGCCCAGAGGCAUUUUUCCAACCUUCUUUCCUUGGUAUGGAAAAUGCUGGUAUCCAUGAGACCACCUACAACUGUAUCACGGAGUGUGAUGUCGACAUCCGUAAGGAUCUCUAUGCCAACACUGUCCUCUCUGGCGCUUCAACCAUGUACCCAGGUAUUGCUGACCGAAUGCAGAAAUAAAUUGCUGCUCUUGCCCUACCAACCAUGAAGAUCAAGAUCGUUGCUCCACCCGAGCGCAAGUACUCUGUUUGGAUUGGAGGCUCCAUACUGGCUUCCCUAUCAACUUUCCAACAGAUGUGGAUCUCCUAACAGGAACAUGAAGAAUCUGGUCCAUCUAUUGUGCACCGCAAGUGCUUCUAAAUGUUAUGGAGUAUGUGAACAGUUAUGUUUCAGUUGCCAUAUACCAGAGUGGUAUUCUACUGCUACAGUGGGGAAAAAUCCUCAAAAUAAUGAGUGUGAGAGUGUAUAAAAUUUUGUAAAGAGCUAUAAUAUUAUAUUGAUUAUUUGAAAUUGGACAGACUAUGUGUAGUUGGUGGAGUUUUAGAAGGUUUGAUAAAACUCUGUACAAAUUGCAGAUGUGUGUGCUGGUUAAUUUCUCCUUGAUGCCAAAUUCUUUGAGGUCAUUAGAAAAUAAACAUAACCUAACA